Molecule: messenger RNA, 1272 nt
Organism: Urocitellus parryii (Arctic ground squirrel)
Lineage: Eukaryota; Metazoa; Chordata; Mammalia; Rodentia; Sciuridae
Gene: Dnajc12
Product: DnaJ heat shock protein family (Hsp40) member C12
Cellular component (GO): cytoplasm
Source: RefSeq, a predicted model, not a curated record
CAAAGGUCUAGACUGACUUCUGGUGUAUUGACUGUGAUCAGUCUUAAAGCUAGCUUUUGCUGUUUGGAACGUGCCUUCAUCAUUCAGAGUUAAAGAGGGUUUUCCUAUUAAUUUGAAGCUCAUCGUGUCUAUUGUUUCUGAGAGAAGCUGAUUUACUGGUCUAAAUGGAUGCAAUACUGAAUUACAGGUUGGACGAUAGUGAAGAUUACUACACAUUACUGGGAUGUGAUGAACUCUCUUCGGUUGAACAAAUCCUGGCAGAAUUUAAGGUCAGGGCUCUGGAAUGUCACCCCGACAAGCAUCCUGAAAACUCCAAAGCUGUGGAGACUUUUCAGAAAUUGCAGAAGGCAAAAGAGAUUCUGACCAAUGAAGAGAGUCGAGCCCGCUAUGACCAUUGGAGAAGGAGCCAGAUAUCGAUGCCAUUCCAUCAGUGGGAAACUUUGGCUGACUCAGUGAAAAUGUCAAUGCAUUGGGCUGUCAAAAGUAAAAAAGACCUGAUGCUGGAAGAAGCUGAGCAGACUCAGAUCAGCAAGACUAAAAAUGAAGAAUGGAGUGAGCAAAGAGAAAUAAAGAAAGAGGAACUGGGUUCAACCACAGAGAAAAUGAAGCAAAAAGCACCCGAGUCCCUCGAGAAGUCAAACUCUCCACAAAAUCCAGAGUCUCCAAGUUUCUCAGAUGUGAACUCUUGGCACCUUCGUUUCCGCUGGUCGGGGGAUGCUCCCUCAGAACUCCUGAGGAAGUUCAGAAACUAUGAAAUAUGAAAUGCCCUUGCUCCAUAGAAGAGGGAGAGCAGGAUGUUGCCUGUACUGCCAACAUGCAGUCUUCAUUCAUAUCUUAACAAUGUCAUGUUUAUGAAUCACUUAUGACUGACUGAUUCCUCCAUCUUUGAACCCAUUCUCACAAUGUGUUUUGUUAUUGUUGUUGUUUGUAUUUUUUUGGUGCAGGUGAUUGAACCCAUGGUCUAGGGGACUGAACCCACUCUUUACCACUAUGCUAUAUCCCCAGAUACAAAAUGUGUUCAGUGAGAAAUUUUUAGAAGACUAAUUUAUUUCAAAAUUUGAAUAAAUUAAGGCUCUUAGAUCCAAGUAGGUUGUAUUAUUAUGUGUUCUUCUUUUAAUACUAUUUAYAGAAUUCUAUUUGAAAAUCAAUCUCAGUAUUUAAAUAUUUCAUUGAUAUACCAUGAUCUCUAUUAGUGCUGGAUGUACAAAAAAUGUUUUCUCUUUUUUUUUGGGGGGGGGUACCAGGGAUUUAACUCAGGAGCACUCGACCACU